AUGGGCAGACUCCGUACAGCGCGGACCAUCCUCGGCGUUCUCAGUCUAGCCUGUGCUCUGGGACUCGUUUACAAAUCCUAUCUUCUCACAUUACCGCAGGCGGCAAGCGCCGCGUUACCGGGAGCGCAGUACAUCUUCCUCCCGAAACGCUGUGACGCGGCGACGAAACUCCUUGUGUGCGUGUUCAGCAAACCGAUAAAUGUGGAGAACCGGCUCGCGAUCCGGGACACAUGGGGCCGCGCCUUGAGAGACUCCGGUGCGGAGAUCGUUUUCCUGUUGGGCAGCUCGCAUGGCCCGGUCCUCGCGGAGGAGAUUCGGGCCUACGGCGACGUCGUCCAGGAAAACUUCAAGGAUACCUACUACAACUUGGCGCUAAAGUCUCUCGCCAUGAUUCGGUAUGCCGCAGUGUUUUGCCCUUCAGUACGUCACGUGCUGAAAGUGGACGACGACGUGCUUCUCAACGCGAAGAAGUUCCUCGAUGACACAGCAUUUCUGAAAGAGUCGAAAACGAUUUGGGGAAAGCUCGCACAUGGGUGGCUCCCAAUCAGAGACCCGAGCUCGAAAUGGUACGUGCCACCGUUUUUAUACAACGGGACGGUUUUCCCGGAUUUCGUGACCGGAGUCAGCUACCUGAUGAGCGGGGACUGUCCGGCACUUCUGUACGAAGGAUAUCUGCGGUCUCGAUACUUCUAUCUCGAAGAUGUUUUCUGGACGGGUCUCGUCGCCGAGAAAAUGGGCAUCGCUAGACAUCCCCACGAAGGUUUCGCCAAUAGCAGGGUUUUCCUGAGAGCUUGUGAUACGUCGUCAUCGCCGUGGUUCAUGAGUCACGGCUUCACCGCGGAGUAUCUUCGAAUUUCUUGGAAAAGUCUCCAGAAACGAAUCGAAUUGUGUGACAGGGCUGUGAGAAAAUUCUCCGCGACGAUGGCAGAUAGCUCAGCCCGAAUACCAAGGAUAACGGACAUGGACACCACCUGAAAACUGGACUCGCGUUCAUGGAUCCAAAUCGACAAGCCAUUUCAUUCCGACUCCUAUUCCCAUGGAUUUAUACGAAUACGUCCAUGGAAAUUAGUCUUGGAGGAAGAACCAGAGCUGAGUGUUUGGCUUCAGGGCUCGGCCUCAAAACAUCAAGCGAGGGCCUGCCCGAAGAUCU
This is a messenger RNA of Galendromus occidentalis (western predatory mite), 1150 nucleotides long. Its product is annotated as beta-1,3-galactosyltransferase 1-like. Gene Ontology annotation, biological process: protein O-linked glycosylation. The record is from RefSeq and is a predicted model, not a curated record. Lineage: Eukaryota; Metazoa; Arthropoda; Arachnida; Mesostigmata; Phytoseiidae. The transcript has a single exon. Gene Ontology annotation, molecular function: hexosyltransferase activity. Gene Ontology annotation, cellular component: Golgi membrane. The coding region runs from base 1 to 975 and encodes 324 amino acids.